GCAAUAUUUAAUUAGUUUGAUGAGAGAGUAGAUGUAAUGGGAAUGCCAUAUCCAUUGGGAGAAGGCAGAGAGAAAUUAAUACAACUUCUAACAAUAAUCUAAUAUGGAUUUAUUGCUGGUUUGAUUUUCUUUGACAAAUAAAUUAGUGAGAUGAGUAAUUUUUGGAGAAAUAAUAUAAGUCAAAGCAAAUUAAAAUAUGGGUUUUUAGGUUAUAUUGCUUUUAAUUUUAUUAUUACUUAACUAUCAUCAUCAGGAGCAUUUGAAAUAUUUAUUAAUGAUUAAUUAAUACAUUCUAAAAUCAACAGUGGUUAAAUGCCUUCUAUGGAUAUAAUAUUCAAAAUUAUUAGAGAAAGAUUAUAAUGA
Messenger RNA from Paramecium primaurelia, 363 nucleotides. The record is from the annotation of a GenBank genome assembly. NCBI's taxonomy places the organism in Eukaryota, Ciliophora, Oligohymenophorea, Peniculida, Parameciidae.